AUGGAAAUCUUGAAAAAGAAUCCACCAAGGUACAACCCCGAGGCAGGAGAUGAUGAUAUGGUAGUCGUUUGCUUUGCUGACAGAAGUGAUGUCAACCUGUUCUCGCCCAGACCACUUGCUAAUGACCGCGUAGAUGAAGAAGGCAUUGUUGGCAGUGAUAAUGGUAGAGACGAUGAAGUUGAUGAUGAUGAUGAAGAGAGCGAUGGUGGCGAGGAUGAUCGUGGUCAUGGUGAUAGUCAAACCAAUAUGGCUGACAGCAUAGCGUCUACACUAGCCUCAGUUAUGCUCGAGCAAUCUAUUUAG
Messenger RNA from Mucor velutinosus, 303 nucleotides. RefSeq lists its product as uncharacterized. The coding region runs from base 1 to 303 and encodes 100 amino acids. Lineage: Eukaryota; Fungi; Mucoromycota; Mucoromycetes; Mucorales; Mucoraceae. The record is from RefSeq and is a predicted model, not a curated record. The transcript has a single exon.